AUGAGCACACAAUUAUCCAAACAUGACUGUACCAUGAGCACACAACCAUCCAAACAUAACUGUACCAUGAGCACACAACCAUCCAAACAUGACAGUACCAUGAGCACACAACCAUCCAAACAUAAUUGUACCAUGAGCACACAAUUAUCCAAACAUGACUGUACCAUGAGCACACAACCAUCCAAACAUGACUGUACCAUGAGCACACAACCAUCCAAACAUGACUGUACCAUGAGCACACAACCAUCCAAACAUGACUGUACCAUGAGCACACAACCAUCCAAACAUGACUGUACCAUGAGCACCCAACCAUCCAAACAUGACUGUACCAUGAGCAUUCACACAACCACACAAAAAGGACUAUACUAUGAGCAUGGAAUUAAAUGA
Candidula unifasciata is the source of this 387-nucleotide messenger RNA. The record is from the annotation of a GenBank genome assembly. NCBI's taxonomy places the organism in Eukaryota, Metazoa, Mollusca, Gastropoda, Stylommatophora, Geomitridae.